This is a messenger RNA of Clunio marinus, 4478 nucleotides long. The record is from the annotation of a GenBank genome assembly. NCBI's taxonomy places the organism in Eukaryota, Metazoa, Arthropoda, Insecta, Diptera, Chironomidae.
AAUUAUUAAGAAGUUGUGGAUGAUUUGAAUGAAAAAUAUUUGAAAUUCCUUCACAGAAUUGAAGUGUGUGGGAGGGAAAAAAGAAAAAAUUAUUCAAGGGAGCAAGAAUUUAAUGAAAUUGACAAGGAAAUAAUGAAAGACGAACGCGACAGCUGCUCGAGUGGAAGCUCAUUUAGUGGAAUAUGUAAAAACAUUCUCAAUAAAACUCCAACGCCAAUAUGCAUGUUUUAUUUCUCCCAUCCAUUUGGGAUAUCAACGCCAUCAACCGCAAACAAUGUUGACAACGAUUUGGGAAGAAAAAAGGCGACGAAGAAAAGUUCCAAAUACACGACAACAACUUAUUUGGUGACGGAAAUUCAGAAGAACCACAGUGAUGAGUCGCAAGAUGAAUGUCAAGGAAAGAAACAAUCAUAUACUGACCGCGAUCUGAUCCCAUGGCCAAAGAAUUUUUUAUUGCCACCACUUGUUCAAUUACUAGAAAAAAAACACGGAAAGAAGCCACCAGACAUUGAUGCAAUAUUACGACAAGUUCGAAAGCAAGCAUGGAACACUCCAAAGUCUCAUCAGUCGUGUAAUUUCUGGAGUCGUGGCUCUUCAGUUUCAAGCGACGACUUCUCGUCGUUGGCAUCGCCUGACUCAGUCAAUGACAAAGUAAAACUGAAUCGAAUGAAAUUGAAGCAAAAAUCUAAAAAUACAAAACAAAAAAACAUGGAAACAAGUGAAAAUAGCGGAAAUGGCCGUGGAAAAAGUCAACAAAUAUUCUUGAAGCGUCGCUAUUCAGUUCCAGAAAUAAUCAUGAGAAAGUAUUCGUUGGCUCAACAAAAAUCAUCGGACGAAAGCUCAAGCAACAUUCAGACAACAUCGAGUGAAGCUUUCAGAAAAAGUCGUAAUGGUCAAAGCACCACAAACAAGAAACCAACACCACCUCAACCUGCCACCACUUCCAACACUCGCACAUCGACUCCGAUAAAAUAUUUCAUUCCACUUUCUCCCCAACAGCAACAACAACAACAUACAUCGUCGUCGUCGUCAAAUUGUAUGAGCGGUGGGGGAAGUGGAGGCUUCCUCAACACAGAAAUAUCGAUGCGAAAGCAAACAUUACUUCGACGAAUGUGGAGUCGCGAGUUUCAACAUUCGAAAUAUUCGGGCAGUUGGUCACCGCCUUUAAGACGUUCAAGUCAUCAAUCGCAAAGUGGUCUCAAAAAAUUCAAUACAUUACCGGAAAUAGCUUCAACAUCUUGUGAAAAGUGUAAGGAACUCGGCGUACUCGCCAGAAAUUUUGAUGAAGAAAUUUUCGAAAAUAAAGAAAAUAAAUCGCAACAAACCGAUUUUGAUUUGGAAGGAAAUUCCAUUGAGAUUAAGAAGAGUCGUCGAUCAAGUGAAUCGUCGCGUACGUCAGACGCCAUACAUUCAACUGAUGUAAAUGUUGUCACAGCUGCUGCUGCUGCUGAUACUUCACCAUCGAAGUUCGACACAAACGGCAACAAUAUCAUCAUUUGCAUGACGGCAUUGCAAGAACCACGACAUCAACCUUGUGAAGAUACGUUGAGAGUGGAAAUCGAUAAUAAUAACAACGCAGACAUGAUUAGAGAAAAGAUUCUUCGUAAACAAUUCAGCACGCAAAUCGAUGAUCAGGAAACGACGAUAACAACCACACCAAUCAACUACAAACGCUUAAAUGAAGAGAAUCUCAACGAAACGGAAAUUGACGAAUACAUCUCGCAAAUGUUGAUUCAAAACCUCGAAACUGUCAUUAAGACUGUUAAUGAAAAUCUGCAAGCAAAUGGCGAACGCAACCUUGUAAGAAUUGAUUAUCAUUCGAAUGGCGACGAGGACGGCUACCACAAUAAUAACAACAAAAUAAAUAAUAAUAAAUUUGGAAACCAACACGAAAUUUCUAUUCAAAUGAGAAACGCUAAAAAUGGGGACACCAUCAAAAGUAAUCGAAAUUCAAAUGAAGUCGUAAGUCCAAGCAACGACGACGACGACGUUGCAGUCGAGCGUGGUUUGUGUGGUGAUUCGGAUGGAAAAUCGCAGUUGGUUGCGACUUUUGAUAAUAAUCAUCAACAUUAUAUUGUGUCUAACGAGAAGACAUCAAGAACAAGCGAAACUGGAACUGACACGUCGGAAGAUCAACAACAUUUUGAGGUGACAGCUAUUAUUAAUUCAGGAACUUCUUAUCCUGAAAUUGACAAACCGGAAUCGAUUUACGUUCCACGCUUUAUUGGACCAAAAACAGAAUCAAUGGAAGUGAAUCCAUCGUCAUCAUCUGCACAGGAAGAUGAUGAGUUUGAUGGUGUUGAAGAGUCUGAAGAAGAAGAGAUUAGUGAUGUUGACAGUCUCGAUGAUCUUGUGACAGUCGAAGCGAGAAAGCUUCACGAGCUUGCACAUCAUCAACAUAAGAAAGCUCAAGCAUUGUUUCGACAAACACAUCUGAAGGGUCAAGCAUUCUUUGUUCCAAUCGUUGACACUGAGCAACCAAUUGAUGAACAUAUUGUCGUAGCUGAAAUGAUGCCGGAAAAGCUCAAAGAGAAGUUAAUUCUCCGUCAAAGACGACGUGACAUGAAGAAACAAAGUGAAAUGAAAAUCAAGCAAUGGCGAAUGCAAAAGUUUAUUGAACGAAAAAUGGGUGAAGUGAAAUUAGUUGACGACUACAUUGAAGACUUCUCGAAAGGUGGUGGUGGUGCUUUUAAGAUAAUUGGAAUGCCAUCAAAGAAAUUGGGACCAAUUCAGACGAACACUUAUCGACGAGAAUCGAGUGGUGGUCAAGUGAGUGGUUGGAUGCCAAAGCCACGUUUACCACCAUCAGCACUACCAACACAACUCGAGACAGUUAACGAAGCCGUCGUUGAAAAAGUUCCCCAAAAACCUAAGAAACUCCGCAACGAAAUUGGCAUGUUGGAGUCGUAUAAAAUCGAUGGCCGUGGCAACAUGCAAAUACAAAAUCCAAAUAAACCGGAAAAGCCGACCACAACUAAAGCGAAGAUUAAACGGAACACAAUUGAGAAUAAAAAGCCAAUAAGAGUGAAAACGAAAACAGCUUUAGAAGUGCCAUCGAGAAAGUCAAAUGCGUCUUCCAAAAGAACGACGACAACAUCAUCAUCAACAACUUCAAAUGUUGAUGUACGAAGACGACAAGUGAUGAAAGAUGUCCAACAAAUGUCAAUGUACAAAACCGAUCUUACGCCUGAUCCCGACAGUGGGCCUUCGAGAAAAAUGUGGAAAACUGAAAUACAAGAAGGUGAUAAGCACAUUGAAAUCCUAGAAAUUGUUGAAUGUGUCGACGGCACAUCAUCAACUGCACCUGAUAAUAAUAAUUUUAAUCACAUUUACUCAUCACCGUCAACAUCCACUCAAAACCAUAAUUAUUAUCAUGUUACACCAUCAUCAGAUCAUCCUACGAUUGUAAAUAAAACAUUUAGUGUAAGAACGUCGGGUUAUGGCGACAGUCGUGAUAGUUUUCCAUCAAGAAUUCCAAUCCCGAUUCAUUACCGAAAUCAUUUCUUGCGGGGAAAUCAUCGUUAUGAGGCUCGUGAAAGUUCGCCAAGUAACAACAACUACAGCUCAUCAACUGACCCUGAAGAUUCUCUCACAUCAGCUGGAAGUUCACGAGUCAAGCAAACAUCGAAAGUUGAUCGAAUGAUUGCUAAUCUCUUAAUGGAAGCACUUAAAAGUCCCGAAGAUUUAGGCAUUGAAUUUGUAAAUUCGCCAAAGAUGAGAAAACCAAAAAGACGUUCACAGCCAUAUUCGCCAGGUGGUGUCGAUUCAUCUGGCUAUUUCACUGCUGACAGUUCUAAUCGUAGAUCAGCAAGUAAUAGUGCAAGUAAAUAUCAACAUCGUUUUGAAGUCAUUCCUGAAGAGAAGAGUAGCUUCUCGGUUGACUCAUCAAACGAUGAUUUCAUUGAAGAUGAUGAAGUCGAGCAAGAGAGGUUGGAAAAUAUCAACAGUGAUUGGAAGAGUCGUAAGAAUCUUCAAAAUAAUGACAUUAAAACGAGAAGUGUCACGCCAAAGUCUGAGAAGGAAGAUGACAUUCAGGAGAGUGAGAAAAGUAAAUCACAGAAAGUUUCACCGUCAGUUUCAAAGAAGUCACCCACGAAAAGCAACCAGAAGUCAUCGUCUGCAUUAACAUCCUCGGUCGUUAAGUCGACAUUAAAAUCGUCUCCCGCUAAGAGAGACAUCAAGACGAAGAAAAGUUCGUCUGGUGGUGAAUCAUCAUCAGCGAAUGCAUCAACAGAUAAAAAGUCAGAACCGGAGGAAGCAAAAUCUUUCAUAACAUUCUCGGAUAAUUGCGAGCAAGGGAAAGAAGAUGAAGAGACGUCACAAGCAAAGACGGAAGACAUUUAGACAUAAAUACGUAAAUAUAAUAUUUGAGAUAUCUCAAGUGCACAUUUCUUAUGUUGAUAAAAAUAUAUUUAACAAAAAAUAAAUUGUUGAAGUGUUGUUUUUGAGAAUAAAAUGUAAGCGAUUAUGAAACCAAA